AUUCCUCCAUUUCUCAAUCUCAAACAACAACAACAACAACAAUCAAAUCCUCUGCAAAGAACAAAGCAAAAACAAAAACAAAAAAUCAAGACUUCCACCAUAUAGCACUCGAAGAUGGUGAAACACAUAAGUGAAAAACCAGCAGUGGAGCGAAGCGAUUCACGGUUCAAGGGUGUCCGAAAGCGAAAAUGGGGGAAAUGGGUGUCCGAAAUCAGACUACCCAACAGCAGGGAAAGGAUUUGGCUGGGAUCUUAUGACUCAGCCGAGAAAGCAGCGCGUGCUUUCGACGCCGCUCUUUUUUGCUUACGCGGCCGCUCUUCCAAAUUCAACUUCCCUGAUAACCCUCCCGAGAUAGCUGGAGCUAGGUCUUUAACGCGGCCCCAAAUUCAAGCCGCUGCAGCACAGUUUGCGAACUCGGAGCCUCCCAGGAUCCAAUCCGAGCAAUCCAACUCUGGGUUCCAAACGGAGUCCCCAUCACCGUCGGUUUCGGACGGGACUGUUCAGUUAGAUAGUGAGUUGCCUAUGGACGGAUCGUUUCUUGAUCUUUUGACAAUCGGUUCGGGUAUUUAUGAAUCGGAUUAUGGGUUGAUAUUCCCUGGAUUUGAGGAUUUCUCAAGUGAUUUUCUCGGAUCAUCGUUGCCCAACGUCGGUUACGAAGAGGAUUAUUUGGAUGGGAUUUUAGUUCCAGAAUCUUUUCUUUGGAAUUUCUAAAAUCGGGUCGACCUGGGCAUUUUAGUAUCCAGAGUUGGAUCCGGAUAUUCGAGAGGCCAAUUUUUGUACGGCCAUCCUUUUUUGCUCAUCCUUAAAAACAUCAGCUUACUCCGUAAAACGAAUGUAAAGUUUAUAAAAAAAUUUAUUUUUCUUCUUCUUUCUCGUGUGUAAUUUUUUGUAGUAAUUGGACGGAUUACUGUUUAUUAUUUUAAUAAAAUAUAAAAGGAUUAUUAUAUUA
Molecule: messenger RNA, 949 nt
Organism: Gossypium raimondii (Peruvian cotton)
Lineage: Eukaryota; Viridiplantae; Streptophyta; Magnoliopsida; Malvales; Malvaceae
Product: ethylene-responsive transcription factor ERF017
Exons: 1
Coding region: 115-711 (198 amino acids)
Biological process (GO): regulation of DNA-templated transcription
Molecular function (GO): DNA binding; DNA-binding transcription factor activity
Source: RefSeq, a predicted model, not a curated record